Messenger RNA from Elaeis guineensis (African oil palm), 2097 nucleotides. RefSeq lists its product as uncharacterized. The record is from RefSeq and is a predicted model, not a curated record. Lineage: Eukaryota; Viridiplantae; Streptophyta; Magnoliopsida; Arecales; Arecaceae. Gene Ontology annotation, cellular component: membrane.
CCUCCCCCGCGUUCUUCUCCCCGUUUCUUAUUCUCCUCCUCCUUUCCUCUGUACUCCUCCGCUUCGGUUCCCAACCCUUACCCUGGAAUUCAUGGAGGCGAGGGAGACGAGAGAAAAACCCUAGGAUUUCUCUGAUCGUUCUUGAUGUUGAUCCCGAUGCGAUCUCGCCGCUCGCGGUUCUUGAGCUGAGAUCGGCCGAUGGAUGCCCGCGGCGCCGCCGGCUCCGGAGGAAGCGGCGGAAGGGGGAUCGCCUUCUGCCUCCUCGUCUUGGUCUCUCUUUUCGUGGCCUCCGAGGCGUUGCCGGCUCUCGCUGGUGGAGAGGAAGGCGCUAGGAAGAUUAGCCUAGAUUUAAAGAGUUUGCCGGCAUGGGCGAAAGAUCUCUUAAAGUUGACACCAAUGGCACCAGAACCGACAACUUCGGCUCCAAGUGCAAAAUUCCCGCUGGUUUUAGCGGCAAACAGAACAAGGAGGCCGGAUGUGCUUGAUAACUUCAGAAUGUAUGGCGGAGGUUGGAACAUUACUAACAAGCAUUACUGGGUGUCUGUUGCGUUUACAGGAGCUGCUGGAUUUGUUCUUUCAGCAUUGUGGUUUGUUUCUUUUGGGUUGGUUUUAGGUGUACAUCUCUGCUGUAGACGGGGAAUGGGAACCAAAGAGGGAGGAUCAUUCUGUGCACGACGUAUUUGUCUUGCAUUGUUGAUGCUCUUCACAUGUGCUGCAGCGACCGGGUGCAUUCUUCUCUCUGUGGGCCAGAAUGAGUUCCAUGAGGAAGUUUUGGAUACUUUAAAGUUUGUUGUCAAUCAAUCAGAUUUCACUAUUCAGAUACUAAGGAAUGUCACAGAUUUUCUGUCCUCUGCCAAGACAAUUAAUGUGGCAGAGGUCUAUCUCCCGCCGGAAAUUUGGAAUGAAAUUGACAAGUUAAAUGGAGAGUUAAAUGGUGCAGCUAGUAUCCUAUCAGAGAAAACAAAUGAAAGUUCUGAGAAAAUCAGAGCCGUCAUCGAUGACUUGCGUUGCAUAUUGAUUGUGGUAGCAUCACUGAUGCUUUUGCUGGCCAUACUUGGUUUCUUGCUUUCAGUUUGGGGUCACAAACAUGCAAUUUAUGUAUUUAUAAUGAGUGGUUGGCUCCUUGUGGCAGUUACCUUCAUUCUCUAUGGAUUUUUUGUGAUCCUUAAUAAUGCUGCAGCAGAUACUUGUACCGCAAUGGAUGAGUGGGUGCGCUAUCCUCAGGCAGAGACAGCUCUCAGUAACAUUCUCCCAUGUGUUGAUGAGCAGACAACAAAACACACACUCUACCAAAGUAAAGAAGUGGUUCGACUGCUCGUAAACAUGGUCAACAUUGCAGUUUUUGCUAUUGCAAAUUCAAAUGCUGCAUUCCAAAAUGUGUUCAAUUUUUACAAUCAGUCUGGACAGCCAAUGCCAUCUCUCUGCUCCCCGUAUGAUUCUCAGCUGAAUGAUCGGCAAUGUGAACCUCAAGAGGUGUCAAUCACCGAUGCACCAGUGGUUUGGCAGAACUACACGUGCGAAGUUUCGGUUUCAGGUUUAUGUAUCAGCAGUGGAAGGAUUACUCCAGAUAUAUAUUUUCAUCUGUCAGAGGCAGUAAAUGCGAGCUAUGCCCUCUACCACUACACUCCGCUAUUACUCAGUCUUCAGGAUUGCAGAUUCGUCCGAGAAACGUUCGACACCAUCACCACAAACUACUGCCCCAAUCUGGAGCACGACCUCCGCAUGGUCAGUGUUGGACUGGCCCUGAUAUCCAUCGGGGUCUUGCUCUGCCUCAUCUUGUGGAUUUUCUAUGCGAACCGCCCCCAAAGGGAGGAGGUGUUUGCGCCGCUGUCUGAAGUGAAGUUUGCUCCAAAUAGCAACAUUUCCGUAAGAAUCGAUGUAUCAUCCUAGUGUACGUAGAUCUAAAAAUAUAUGAAGCAUUGCAUUCCUUCCCUCCGCCCCUCCCAAAAAAGUGGGGCGAAGCACCAUCUGGGUGAAAAAUAUAUCAUCUAAAUUCGUAUAUAUGAGCACUUAUUCUUGCACCGGUAGCAAUUCAUCAACUUUGGCCUUCUCCAUGGUAUUUGGAGCAAUGAGCUAUAAAGGUGAGUUCUAUUGUAA